Messenger RNA from Colletotrichum spaethianum, 1224 nucleotides. Its product is annotated as SAM50-like protein SPAC17C9.06. NCBI's taxonomy places the organism in Eukaryota, Fungi, Ascomycota, Sordariomycetes, Glomerellales, Glomerellaceae. Gene Ontology annotation, molecular function: monooxygenase activity; FAD binding. The transcript has 3 exons. The record is from RefSeq and is a predicted model, not a curated record. The coding region runs from base 1 to 1224 and encodes 407 amino acids.
AUGGAUAAUAAUGGUACCAACAGGCUCCGGAUUGUCGUUGUCGGUGGCGGCAUCGCAGGUCUUGCUGCCGCCGCCGUCCUCCGCCAGCGCCACGACGUGACCAUCUAUGAACGCGAUUCUGCCUCCGCUCCCGAGCGGGGGGCCGGCAUCGGUCUUGGACCCAACGGAAGCAAGAUGCUCAAGAAGGCGUUCCAGUUCUGUCCGGAAGACGUCAAAGCCACCGUGUGCCCCGGGUCGAGAACAUACGACAAAGAGGGGAACCUGCUGCGGGAAAUCACGGGUGUUACGGAGCCGUUUGGCAGUGAGUGGCUGCUAAUGCACCGGGCGGAUCUGCGUGAUGUGCUCCUGAGGCUUGCGACGGGGGAUGCGGCGAAGCUGGGGAUUUCCGGACCGCCGGCGACGAUUGUGGAAGGGGUCGAGGUUACGGGAGUUGAUGUGGAGGCCGGGAAGGUAAUGUUGAAGGACGGGAAGGAAAUUGAUGCCGAUGUCAUUGUUGGAGCCGAUGGCAUUCACUCCUCCGUGCGGCAGGCCAUAAUGGGCGAGCCUGCACACUUCCUCUCGACGGGAGUCUCUCUCUACCGAUUCACUUUCCCGCUCGAAAAGGCUCAUGAGAUACUCAAGGAGUACCCGCCGGCGAUAGAUCCGUCAAACGGCGGGUUCUUCAACAUGAUGACGGUCAACGACGAGACGAACCGCAACGUUAUCUUUUAUCCCUGCCGGAACCUUACCACGCUCAACGUUAUCGCACGGAUUCCGGACUCCAUGCUUGCAGUCGAGAGCGUGACGUCCUGGAACGCGGAGGGGAGCUCAGAAGAGAUGCUCGACCACUUUUUCGACUUUGCGCCGUGGAUGCUGGAAAUCAUGAAACACGCCGAAGACGUCCACCUCUACAAGGUCAAAGACACAGCCCCCCUACCGACCUACACUCGGGGCCGCGCCGUGGUGGUCGGUGACGCGGCGCAUCCAAUGACACCGUUCCAGGGCCAGGGCGCAACGCAGGCCGUCGAGGACGCUGAGGGCCUGCGACUUCUCCUCCAUGAGAACGUCAAUGCCGACAACAUCAGCCACACGCUGCGGACGUGGGACUCUGUGCGGCGGCCGCGCGCGUCGCAGGUCCAGCUCAACUCGCGCCACGUCAUCGACAUGUCGGCGCAGGCGCAGCUGGACCGGAUGAGGCUAAAUUGGACGUACAGCGGUAUCCACGCGGCGUUGAGGAAUCGCUAG